AUGACGGGCUCCGUCCACUCAAAAGCCGGGUCUUUUGACAUCAAACGAGAUGUCGAGUAUGAGGAGGUCGCUCCCGUGCGAGAUGAGAUCCUCGAGCGAUAUCCGCUCAUCAAGGACAAGACUCCAGAGGAGCGAGCUGCCAUUGAGAAAUCUCUCGUUCGCAAACUCGACUGGAAGUUCCUCCCUAUGGUAACGGCCAUGCUUUUGAUGAACUAUCUUGAUCGAAUCAACGUCUCCAACGCUCGACUCGCCGGCAUGCAAGAAGAUCUUCACAUGACAGAUACAGUCUGGUCUACGGGCAUCUCCAUGUUCUACGUGGGCUACAUCCUCUCUCAGAUCCCCGCCAACGUUAUCCUCGCCAAGGGAACCCCUCGAAUCCUCCUCCCCAGCUGCAUGCUUGUCUGGUCUUUUGUAACUAUCUGCUUUUGUCUCUGCCGCUUCCUCAUUGGCUUUACUGAAGGACCCUUUGUACCUGCUGUGUCUCUCAUGACUUCUUCCUGGUACACUAAGCAUGAGUCCCCUAUGAGGAUGGGUAUCUGGCAUGCGGGAAAUACCAUUUCUCAGGCUCUUUCGGGUCUUUUGGCUGCUGGCAUCUUGACCAAUAUGGAGGGCGUCGCAAAUCUCCGAGCUUGGAAAUGGUUCUUGCUUCUCGAAGGUGCUGUUAGUAUCUUGGUGGCUCUCGUGAGUUUCUGGUUCAUCCCCAACUUCCCUGACUCCACGGGCACAUACUUCAUCACCGAGGAAGAGGCCGCUAUGGCUCAAUACCGUCAGACUGUUUCUGCUGGUGGCAUUGCUGAAGAUGAUGCUGGUGGCUACUGGGAUGGUUUCUGGAUGUGCAUGAAGGAGCCAUUCGCCCAUCUCUUUGCGGCCAUUCACUUCUUCUUGAUCAUCGCACAGUCAUACAAGGACUUCUUCCCUUCCAUCGUCGCUACCCUUGGAUUCUCUGGUACUACCACCUACCUCAUUCAGGCUCCUCCUCCUAUUAUCGCCUUUCUUGUGAUGAUGGGCAUCUCGUGGUCUUCUGGUCGACGACUGGAACACGGCUAUCACAUCAUCGUUCCAAUUCUUCUUACUCUAAUCGGCUGUGCUGUCAUGAUCACCACCCUCAACGUCGGCGCCCGAUACUUCUGCAUGAUCCUGCUCGUCGUUGGUCCAUUCGUUGGUCUCAACAUCCAAAUCUCUUGGGAGACAACUGUGGUCCCUCGUCCCCGUACAAAACGUGCUGCCCUCAUCGCCUAUGCCAACUGUGUUUCGUCUGUUUCACACUGGUUCACACCAUACUUCUUCCUCCGAAACCAAGAGCCUUACUAUCAGACUGGAGGCGGCGUUAUCAUUACAGGUUGUGGACUGGUUGUGGUUUUUGUUCUCAUCACAAAGUGGUACGUGACUAAGAAGAACAAGGCCUUGAAAGCUGCAGAGGAUGCAGCUGGUGAGCCUGAAGGUUGGAGAUUUGCUGGCUAG
Molecule: messenger RNA, 1461 nt
Organism: Fusarium fujikuroi IMI 58289
Lineage: Eukaryota; Fungi; Ascomycota; Sordariomycetes; Hypocreales; Nectriaceae
Product: related to putative tartrate transporter
Exons: 6
Coding region: 1-1461 (486 amino acids)
Biological process (GO): transmembrane transport
Cellular component (GO): membrane
Molecular function (GO): transmembrane transporter activity
Source: RefSeq, a predicted model, not a curated record